This is a messenger RNA of Parnassius apollo (apollo), 528 nucleotides long. NCBI's taxonomy places the organism in Eukaryota, Metazoa, Arthropoda, Insecta, Lepidoptera, Papilionidae. The record is from the annotation of a GenBank genome assembly.
AUGGGAGACAAGGGUGUGGAACAGUAUCUUUCUGAAUACACUCUAGUUUCCCAACUCCUCGACAAGAUUAAUAGAAUUGAAUCAGUGAAAGAUAGGUGGAUACCGACUUUUUCACCUCCGAUUAGGACAUUGAGUGCUCUUCUUAAUCAAGAGCUAGAGGUACCGCUCAUUGGAGCAAGUUUUGAGAUCCAGGGCGGCUACACUCUUAAACCGCGGACAAUAGGCCAAUGGUUCCUGAUGUUAUUGCUGGAAAGAGUAAGACGCCAGGUCGAUGAGGGAAUCGGGCUACACACACUGAUAUAUUGUGUGUGCUGGUGUGCUCCUUUAGUGAAUGAGCAUGAUUAUGAGCGCUUGCGGUACAGCGCUACAAUGAUCAAAGCUUGGUUGUUGCAAAAUACGUGCCAGGACUGCGUUUAUAAGUUCCUUCGGGAGCAUCGCGCUGACUUAGCGUUUGAAUAUUACUUCAAUAUUGCUGAUUCCUUUUCGGAAUGCAUCAUCCUGCCCGAAAUGCGAACUUCAAUAAAAUAG